ACUUUUGAAACUGGAGGAUCAUAUCUGCUGCAAACUUUUGCAUCCUUGCUGAAAGGAUCAUUAUAUAUAUAUAUAGUGUGCAUGAUGCGAAUCCAAAAACAGUUGGAGGCUACUGCAGCGGCUCAUCAUGCAUAUCAAUAACCCGAGCAGAGGCGAUAUGAAGCUGAACAUAUUGGCUGGACCAUUACACUGGGGCCUCCUGCUUCUUUGUAUAGUAGGCUUGUGCAGCCAGCUUGUGUCCACUGGCAACCAAAGCUCCCGAGGACAGACAGGGUCAUUGCAGGAGAGGACAGGGACUUGUGAAGUGGUUGCUGCUCAUCGUUGCUGCAAUAAGAACAAGAUUGAGGAACGCUCUCAAACAGUCAAGUGCUCCUGCUUCCCAGGACAGGUGGCGGGGACAACGAGGGCGUUGCCCUCUUGUGUCGAAGCAUCCAUUGUUCGUCAGAAGUGGUGGUGUAAAAUGGCGCCGUGUCUGGAGGGGGAAGAGUGCCGAGUUCUCCCUGACCUCACUGGUUGGUCGUGCAUCUCUGGGAACAAAGUAAAGACCACAAAGGUGGCGCGGUAGCACGACAGAAGCUCCAUUUAAUCAGCACAAGUCUGUCCCGGUCUGCUGCAGUCACCUCAACUAACUCUGGACUCUGAGGACACUGAAAGCCCAUCAGAUAGAGCAAAGAACAAUAUAGAUUUAAUUAGAUAUCUCCUUGCUGUGCUUUAAACUGCAGGAACUCAUUAUUUUAAUUUCCAUUUAGCUUGAACACAAUUUUAGUUGGGGUUAAUCCCAUGGAGUGGACAUUCUAUUAGCAGCCGGUUUAAGAUAAAAUGACGCAUCACCCUUUCGCCGUCCAAACAGGCAGCUCCUGCAAAGUCUGUAUCUUUCUUUCAGCGCUUGAUAUGCUGGGCACAUUGUGACGCACUCAAUCAAAGUUUGGAUGGGCCUGCUGGCAGACACUUAAAAAGAGAUUUUGUGGAUUUUCAGGAGGCAGAAUGUGAAUUCAGUCAGUUCAUGACUGUCUCCGCUGAUCAAAGCAGAAGACCACAAAUACUAAGAAAUUUAUGAUUAUGUAGCAUUUGUAAACAAUGCUGUCCCGCAGACUUACUUUGAGCUUUGUAAAGAGGUCAGAUCCCUUUGGACUACUCCUUACCACGAAGAGGCACUCUCCCAAACACACACACACACACACACACACACACACACACACACACACACACAGUUCUUUUCAACUCCACUGGUUGGACAGGCCACCACCUGCAAGGCUGUGAUGGCAUGCACACAAGCAUGAAGCUCUGAUGCAAAACAAGGACUGUUUGAAAUGCUAAUCAUGGGGAGAAAGGGGAGAGAGGAGAAGACAAGCUUCUUCACUGCUGCGAGUAUUUACAUCAUGCUUUUGUUUGUCUCUCUGUGGAGGAAACUCUGCUCAUAGUAAUGAUAGGAAAUAUUGGAGAUUCUCUGCCUUGAAGCAAAUUGUAACCACUAACAGAACAGAGUAUUUACUGUUAUUACCAUUUCAUCAGUUGUUCUUAUUACAUGAAUAAUAUUCCCCCACCCCGAUUGCCUCUCUUUUAUCUCUUGAGUUCAGUCACACACUUUGCAUUUUACCUUUGCGAUGAAGAGCUAUUUUAUAAUAACACCAACGCAGUGACUGCAAAUCAUCCUGUCGGAGGCAUCAGACUUGUAUGAAUGCCUCAUGCUGUGCUAGUUGAAAUCAGCUGAAUUCUAAGCAGUUUAUUCAACAUUUACGCAACGCAAUUAUACAUUAUGGUUGUCUUGGGAUCCUUCACUGAGCUGUCAUGCAGUUCAAGUCACUUUAUGCAUGGCUUUGCUUUGUAAGAUUUCAAGUUCUGAUUGUCAUUUAAUGUUGGCAGUGUUGUGAAUGUCAACAAAAUCAUGUCAUUUUAAGAUCCAUAUACUGAUAUUGAAUGUGUUGGAUAUUUUAGAAAACCUCCCUUCUCUAAAUCAAUCCACUAAGAUGGAGUUGUAUGCCUCUGUUGAAGCUGAUCACAUAACAAAUUGUGAUUCUGUUCAUGGGCUUUGUAACGUGUCAUUGUGUAUCUGUUUUUAUAAACUCAUCAGAAGCUUGUGAUGCAGCUGACGACGGUAUUAUAAACACGAUCUGACAAGAUCAGUCAGGUAACGUAUGAAGAUGGUGGUUCAACAUACUGUUUACAAAAGACCUCGGUGUAUUCUAUUUGAGUGCUGACUUUAAAAUGGGUGGAUGCAGGAAUAGAGACUCUAAUGUAAUUCAAUCCACGCCACAAACCACUGUGUGGCAUCGAAAUUACCUUAGAUGUGAAUGAACAUCUCUCUGGCACAAUACAAGCUUGAAUAGGGCGCAGCUGUUGCACUUGAAGGAGUGCUACAAUGACCUGUGUUGAAACCACGUUAACACAGUAUUAUUUCAGAACAUACAGCUUUAAAUUUUAACUGCGUAAAUAUUUUUUCAAGCAAACAUGCAAAAAACAUCAUCUGGUUCCAGCAUCUAAAUUGUGAUAAACUGCUUUUUUUAAAUUCUUAUGUGGUUUUUGAGCGUUGGUCAGACAAAAUAUGCAAUCUGAAGCCAUCACACUGGGAUUCAGGAAAUCAUGAUAGGCAUUUUUUUUAUUAUUUUCUGACAAUAUUUAGAUAGAAUGUUUAAAUCAGGAGCCUGCAGAUAAUAAUCGUUAGUUGUUUUUCAUAAUUUGUGACAUUUGAUCUGGUUCAGUUUUGGCAGCUGAAGCUUGUACUGCAAGUUCAACUCAAGAGCGGGUUUGGCUUCUCCAGAAGUCCAACAGUAGUCUUAUCCGCUAUUCCUGCUCAUUGAACCAUUCAUAUUGUACAAAAAUACAGAGCUCAUUGAAGUUAAAGGUUCCAAGACUGUUCUUAAAAUCUGAGUAGAUCUGGACAAGAAAGCGUACGAAAGAAAAGGAACUCCUGGAGCUACAUUUUCUCUCCGACUAUACAGAAGCUGCAGAGACGAUGAAUCCACUGGGAAUUGAACUGAAUAGGGUGAUGUGUGACUUACAUAUACCAUCCUUACACUCACUUCUGUUUUUCACAAACAUAUUGCGAUUUCAAUUUUUGCUGCACACAGUAUAAAUAAUGCACUUGUAUAUUGUUUGUAACCUUUAUAGCCAUAUUUGUUCAAAUAAGAGAUUUUGUUUUCAAAUUCUCAACAACAACUAACUUUCUGGGAUAAAAGUUUGAAAUAAGGUAAAAGUAUUUUGCGCCCCAGUGGGAUUUAUGUCAACGAUAACAGCAAGAAUCCGCAAAUUUGUGCCUAUAUUUCUAAAAUACUAUGCAGCAAGGAGCUGGUGUGACAUUCAUUAGGUGACUUUCAGAUGUGUCCUAGAUGGUUCAUACCCACUCUUCAGCAAAGUUUAAGAAAUCUUUCAACACUGCUUCAUUAUCUUUAAAAUAACCUUAAAGCCAGUCAAAAGAGCUUUAUCUCUGUUAGUCUGGAGAAAUUGCGCAGAAACCCUCUGAGCAGCUGUCACAAUACAUGGCUUUAAAACAAAAAUCAUAGCCUGAAUUCAAAAUGAAGGCAGCCAAAGUAAGGUAAUUAAGGUAGGAGUUAAGGGAUUCUCCCUCUUAGCUUGAACAUGUUGCACACAAGAAACAUUCUUGACAGAUGACACAAUAACAGAUGAACUGAAGACUAAAUAAGUUCACAAUUUUCUCCAUUCCAUCCACAAAAUGAAACAGAAAAGUUGUUAUUUACAAAGGCCGGAACAAUUCUUUAGCUUUGAGUCUCGUACCUCAAACCGCCUCACAAAUAACACAUUUCUGGCAGCUUAUUUGAUAUCAGUUUGCAGGUGAUAUGUGGUAGAGAACCUUCCCUCUCUUGUGAGUGUCUAUUGGGGACAGUAGUUCAUAUUCACUAAUAGAAAAUAAACUGUCCUGGGGCACAUGAAAAACAUAAUGAAAACGCUGUUCUAUUCCCCUUUAACAACUUUUUCCUCACAUGGAGUUGACACUUGUAAUAAAAAU
This is a messenger RNA of Anarrhichthys ocellatus (wolf-eel), 3964 nucleotides long. Its product is annotated as chemokine-like protein TAFA-4. Bases 128 to 565 code for a protein of 145 amino acids. Gene Ontology annotation, molecular function: receptor ligand activity. The transcript is spliced from 5 exons. Lineage: Eukaryota; Metazoa; Chordata; Actinopteri; Perciformes; Anarhichadidae. The record is from RefSeq and is a predicted model, not a curated record.